UUGACAAAAACCGAACAUCUUGAAAAUGCAACUCCUCGUUUUGCCAGCGACACAGACACGGAAAUCGAGCAGAAGACACCUGGUGGAUCUGUUUUGACGGCUUCUGCGGAAACCCUCAUCGCUUCUCCGAAGGAUUCUCAUAUGGAGGAAUACACUAGGGUUUCUCAUCAGUCCGAACAAGAAGACGGAGGAGGAUAUGGAAAAGGAGAUGGCGAUGAACAAGGCGAAAGAGAUUGUCGCCUCUUACUCGGUCGUUGUCUUCAGUAAGACAUACUGUGGAUAUUGCCAGAGGGUGAAGCAGUUGCUCACUCAGCUAGGAGCUACUUUCAAAGUCCUCGAGCUCGACGAGAUGAGCGAUGGGAGCGAAAUCCAGUUAGCACUAUCGGUCUGGACGGGGCAGAGGACAGUCCCGAACGUUUUCAUCCAAGGAAAACACAUCGGAGGAUGCGACCGAGUGAUGGAGAAUCACCGGCAAGGGAAGCUUGCGUCUCUCCUCACGGAAGCUGGUGUUGUGGCCAACAACUCUGCCCUUCUCUGAGUUUUAACUGUGUUCGCUUAUCAGACAUGACAAAAAAGGAAUUUCAUGUCUAUAACCAAAAUUGAAGAACCCUAAUUUCUCUUUCAUGUAAUGCAUGUGUUUUUAUAUAUAUAUAUGUAGAUAUC
Messenger RNA from Tarenaya hassleriana, 663 nucleotides. Its product is annotated as glutaredoxin-C1-like. The transcript has 4 exons. Bases 197 to 538 code for a protein of 113 amino acids. Lineage: Eukaryota; Viridiplantae; Streptophyta; Magnoliopsida; Brassicales; Cleomaceae. The record is from RefSeq and is a predicted model, not a curated record. Gene Ontology annotation, molecular function: glutathione disulfide oxidoreductase activity. Gene Ontology annotation, cellular component: cytoplasm. Gene Ontology annotation, biological process: cellular response to oxidative stress.